UCUUGCCAUCGUACUCUAGGCUAUCUCGGCGACAUCUGCCGCUAUCGUGCAGAGGACAAGCUGGACGACACCCCGAACUUCGGACCUGCCAUUGGCUUCUAUGCCUUGGCUGCCACCUUCCGCCCAUCCUCUGGUUUGGGCCAUCACCAGCAAGCAGUCAUUGCUCUCCAGAACAAGCACCAUUUGCGUGCGAUAUACCACCUUUACCGUGCCAUAACCGUCGAGGAUCCCUUCCCGCUUGCGAUCAACAAUUUGCAGAAGGAAGUGGAGAAGACGAAUGCUGCAUGGGUGAAGAACACUUUGAUCCAAAAAGGCCCUCCAAACGAUCCCGAUGCUUCGAAGAACCACCUGGUCGGCUGGUUCGUUCGCUUGCAUAGCAUGUGCUAUAGUGGCGAGGAGUUCUCCGGCCAUAACGAGCUGGAACUUGAAGUCCUCAGCCGAUUGACCAAUGUGAUCAAGCAGCGAGAUCUGGACGGCACUCUCAUGCGUAUGAUCAUCAUCAACGUUGCAGCACAGUACACAGCUGGCGAACGAUUCAAGAGUGAGUCCUAUGCGUCCGACAAUAUGCUCUUCCAGCAGUCUUACCUCUACUACUUCAGGUUCAACCUUCGGACUUUCACUGCUCUUCUCCGCGUCUUUUACGACGACCUCCGAUCUAAGCUUUCCAACAUGGACGACGCUAAUGACGACGAUCUUACUGUUAAGUUGACGCGCAUCAGCCGCAGUCUGCUACCUUGUCUGCGUAUCUGCAACAACUGGCUGGCCACGGUCGUCCACAUCGUCUGUGGUCUCGCAACCGAGGAAAGCAUGGCCGGCUCGAUCACGCAGUUCUGGUCGUCGUACGCUCGCGUUGUCGAUCUCAUGGCGCAAGCUUUUCCUAUUUGGGAUCUCGAUGAUGUCGCCAAUAUCGGCUAUAUGCUCGUGGAGGACGUCGACACAAUUGCGUUCAAACCUCUCAUGGACGAUGGUGGCAAGACGUCAAAGACCUGGUACGAUAGGACGACCGGUGAUCUCAGACCAAGGUGCACCGACACCGAUGUUGUUCAAGCCUCUGCGGAUGUGGAAAUGUUGCAGCGCGUGAAAGACUUUCUGGCGGACGGCGUUGAAAUGGCUAGCAGCGAU
Zymoseptoria tritici IPO323 is the source of this 1122-nucleotide messenger RNA. RefSeq lists its product as uncharacterized. The record is from RefSeq and is a predicted model, not a curated record. Gene Ontology annotation, molecular function: telomerase RNA binding; telomeric repeat DNA binding; protein binding. Gene Ontology annotation, biological process: nuclear-transcribed mRNA catabolic process, nonsense-mediated decay. The annotation marks the transcript as partial. Lineage: Eukaryota; Fungi; Ascomycota; Dothideomycetes; Mycosphaerellales; Mycosphaerellaceae. The transcript is spliced from 2 exons. Gene Ontology annotation, cellular component: telomerase holoenzyme complex.